AUGAAGCGUGUUGAACUCUACGACUACGGGUCUCAAGUUACGCACGCUAUUACCUCUUUGGCUGCCGACGCCGAAUCCAAAAAGAGGAUGAUGCCUUUGCUACUGGAGAAUAGCAAGCAGACUUGUGUGGCUUUGGUUCAGCUGUUAUGGCCAGGCAGGGGCAGUUGCCGAAUAUACAAGUCGAGAGGAAAGUCCUAUACGCUCUGUCGUGAUACCAAGAUUAUAAGCAAUAUUGAAAAUGCUUUCUUGGAACUGGGAUGGAGCGAGCAGGAGGUGAAAGAUGUGGAGAUUGAUCAUUUUAUCGAUGUGUACAAGUAA
Penicillium samsonianum is the source of this 318-nucleotide messenger RNA. RefSeq lists its product as uncharacterized. The record is from RefSeq and is a predicted model, not a curated record. The transcript has a single exon. The coding region runs from base 1 to 318 and encodes 105 amino acids. Lineage: Eukaryota; Fungi; Ascomycota; Eurotiomycetes; Eurotiales; Aspergillaceae.